UUUUGCCCUAUCAAGUUUUUGGCGCCGUUGCCGGGGACUGCCAUACCUUAUUUUUGUUGAUUUUUGUGAGUGAACUAUUUUGAUCUGGGUGUUAGUGUGCAGAAGAAUUUUCAGGUUUAUCCUCCUCGUGCAUGCCUAGGAGGACGACUGGCAAUUUACUGCCACUAGACCCGGAGAUCGAGAAGACCUGCCGACAGAACAGGAAGCAGGUCAAGUUAGGGAAGCAGCCAUCCACAACUCCUAGGCCUUCCCUAACUCAGAAUCGUCAACCAAGAAGGCAGGUGACACCGCCUGUCAUCCCUACACCACCUACACCACCGUCGCGCGUCAUCGAGCCUGUCAUCAUGGCGGAACAGGAUCGGUCGAUCAGGGCUCGUCUGAAUCGGAGGACUGGAACCCGAGCUUCAUGUGUUGUCAUUCCGGCUGGGGAUGAAAACAUGGAGAUUGCCCCAGCCUUCAUCAAUAUGAUCACUUAUGGGUACACCUUCUCAGGGGCCAGCACCGAGGAUCCUCAUGAACAUCUCCGCCGGUUUGCAAACAUUUGUGACACAAUGAAGAGCCCGGCUGUGUCUGAUGAUGCCAUCCGUCUUCGGAUGUUCUCAUUUUCUCUGCUUGGGAAUGCAUCACACUGGUUCCAGAACUUGACACCCCGUUCCAUCACAACAUGGGGUCAGCUUGAGAAGAUCUUUUUGGAUAAGUACUUUCCUCCUGCCAAGGCAAUGAAGAGGCAAGAGGAAAUUGUCACUUUUAAACAAGCUGAGGAUGAAAGUCUGACCGAGGCAUGGGAGCGCUAUAAGGAGCUUCUAAUGAGAUGCCCGAGCCACCGAGCUGCUAAUUCAAAGUCCCAUCAAUUUGGGCUUUGGCCCAAUUACUUGUUGUGCAUUCGCUUCUUUUUCGUACUUUUUCCACCUGUAACAUAUCAAACUCAUGGCACUAGGCAAUAAUGGUUUUUCAACCAUUUCCGGGUUAGCGAGCACUAAAUUAGCACCAAUCGGCUUAAACAGAUCAUAGGAUAGUCACAUAAAGUUCAAAAAUUCAA
Messenger RNA from Linum trigynum, 1039 nucleotides. The record is from the annotation of a GenBank genome assembly. Lineage: Eukaryota; Viridiplantae; Streptophyta; Magnoliopsida; Malpighiales; Linaceae.